Messenger RNA from Xenopus laevis (African clawed frog), 775 nucleotides. It is a transcript of the gene lyrm2.S, whose product is annotated as LYR motif containing 2 S homeolog. The record is from RefSeq and is marked provisional. Gene Ontology annotation, cellular component: mitochondrion. Lineage: Eukaryota; Metazoa; Chordata; Amphibia; Anura; Pipidae.
AGACAUUAUUCCAGUAAUCCAUAGGUCCAAUAAGGGCUCCCCGUGAUAUUUAGGGAGGGCCCCAAUGAAGAGGGAAAUUGCUCCCCUACAAGUCCUUGUGCCCCUGUGUCUUCUCGGGGCCCUUUAAUUAACUCCUCCCACCGGCAGGGGUCGCUGUGACAAACAGACCCAACUCUGCUCUUAGUUAUAGGCGCCUGUAUUUCUCUCCUCCCGCCGCCAGAGGUCGUUGUGCUGAGCGGACGCGGUUGGUUUAUGGAAGUGAUGGGAUCUCGGCUCCCUCCGGCGGCGCUUACUCUCAAGCAGUUCCUGGUCAGGCAGCAGGUGCUGGGACUUUACAGGAGAAUAGUGAGAGCCGUGCGACAGAUCCCCGGCGCUGCCGACCGUCAGUACUUGCAGGACUGGGCCAGGGACGAGUUCAGGAGGAAUAAAGGGGCCUCGGAGGAGAUUGCUAUUCGCAUGAUGAUCUCUCACGGACAGAGACAGCUGCAGGAAUUGGAGCGAGCCCUCCAGCUAGCCAAAUCAUAGCGCCAACAUGGUGGCCACUCUCCAUAGAUGGAAGGUGAUGCAGCAGUUCCACCGGGGGGUCGUACAGUUGUCAGUUUGGCAGUGAGGUGGCUCCAUACAUAUGUGCGUGGCUACUGGUAGUCCUGACUCGUGGCCUUUCCUUCCACUGAUGGAACAAGCCGAGACGGCAACACCCAGUCAUAUAAAUGUCCUGUAAAUUCACCCAGCCCCCUCCCGAUUAUUAAUAAAAGCAAUAUAUUGACUGCUCUAA